Molecule: messenger RNA, 350 nt
Organism: Ceratotherium simum simum (southern white rhinoceros)
Lineage: Eukaryota; Metazoa; Chordata; Mammalia; Perissodactyla; Rhinocerotidae
Product: NADH dehydrogenase [ubiquinone] 1 alpha subcomplex subunit 1-like
Cellular component (GO): respiratory chain complex I
Source: RefSeq, a predicted model, not a curated record
CUAGCCCAGGUAACUGUACCGUGAUGUGGUUCGAGAUUCUUCCUGGGAUGGCCGUCACGGCCAUGUGCUUGAUCAUCCCUGGGGUGGCCGCUGCGCGCAUCCACAGGUUCACUAACGGGGGCAAAGAAGAAAGGAUUGCCCAUUAUUCAUAUCAGUGGAGUUUGAUGGAAAGAGAUAGGUGCAUCUCUGGAGUUAAUCGUUACUAUGUGUCAAAGGGUUUGGAGAACGUUGAUUAAAGAAGCAUUUUCCUGAUUGAUGAAAAAAUAACUCAGUUAUGCUCAUCUACCCCUGCUACAAGGUUAUGCAGUGUAUUAUGUAGUAUCUAAUGAAAAUAAAACGAAAAAGUAAAA